Molecule: messenger RNA, 1275 nt
Organism: Arabidopsis arenosa
Lineage: Eukaryota; Viridiplantae; Streptophyta; Magnoliopsida; Brassicales; Brassicaceae
Source: the annotation of a GenBank genome assembly
CCGCUUUCAACUCGCGAUUGCUGGAUUAGGGUUUUCUUCUGCUUACCGAAUAGAUUUCGGAGGAACAGCUUUUUAUUUAUUUUCAUUACCUUAUCUUUCGUUAUCAGAUUCCGGGAAUCCAAAUUUUUAUUUUUUACUCUCUUUCGCCGCCAUGAGUUCCUCGAUCCAGAUCGUUGAUGAGCAGCUAGUGGAUGUUUUGUCUCUUCAUCAAGAUCAGGAUGAAAAGAAGACUCAACAAGUGUUCAAUGAGCAGAGUUUCGGGAACCAUGGCGGCUGUUGUGCAAUAUGCUUGGAUACAAUACCUCUUCAAGAAACAGCUAUGGUUAAAGGCUGUGAACAUGCUUACUGUGUGACGUGCAUACUCCGUUGGGCAAGUUACAAAGAGAAACCUACCUGCCCACAAUGUAAGCUUCCAUUUGAUUUUCUCAAUGUCCACCGUGCUCUCGAUGGAAGCGUUGAAGAUUUCAUGUUCGAGGAGAGUGUAUGCCUCCUCCUGAGGGCAGCAUGGUUUCAGCCACUGGAAGCAGUGGAGCGGGUUUCAGACAAUGACAAUUUCAAUUAUGAUUUUGACAUUCCACCUGACUAUGAGGAGGAGGAUGACGAUGACCUUGACGAGUUUUAUAUGCAAGGUUCAAGUCUUCGUUUAGGAAACCGGAGGUGGGGUGACAAUGGAUUUGUUAGAGCAGGCCGCCAAGAAGCAAGGCCAGUCCAACAUAAGAACCGAGGUGGCCAGGCUUCUGGCUCUGAACCAGCCUCUUCAUCCUCACGUGAGCCAAAGGAGAAGACUAGCAGUGCCAUAACAGGAAGGCGUGCAAAGAGGGCAAUGAAGCGCGAAGCUGCAAACAAAGCUGCUGAAGCUGUAGCAGCUGCAAAGCACGAGGCCCAUUUGGUUAGGUUGGGAAGGAAGUGACUGUGGUUGUAUCUCUGUAAUUAACAUCAACCCACCACAACCCCAAAUGGCCAAAUCCAUUGACUUCGAUACUUGAGAAGUUGUACAUCAGUAGAAUCUAAUAAUGGUAGAACCACCACACAUGCUGAACCUUUGUCUUUAAGAUGCUUUGCUAGAUUUGAUUUAUUUAGUCUGCAACUUUCUUGAUCAUUUGCUUGAUGUGAGUGAGAGAUAUUGUGGCUUAUGAAAUGAGGAUUAAGUGGUUAUGGUAAUGAUGAUGAUGAGUGGGUUUUGGUGGGGUCUUCAAUUGACUUUGGCCAAUUUUUGGGUGGUGUAGACUGCAAUGCCAAGCAAAAUCAAAGCUACAAUAGAUUUAACUUUUUAAU